Molecule: messenger RNA, 1473 nt
Organism: Gracilinanus agilis (Agile Gracile Mouse Opossum)
Lineage: Eukaryota; Metazoa; Chordata; Mammalia; Didelphimorphia; Didelphidae
Gene: HTR2C
Product: 5-hydroxytryptamine receptor 2C
Exons: 4
Coding region: 1-1473 (490 amino acids)
Biological process (GO): G protein-coupled receptor signaling pathway, coupled to cyclic nucleotide second messenger; chemical synaptic transmission
Cellular component (GO): dendrite; plasma membrane
Molecular function (GO): neurotransmitter receptor activity; G protein-coupled serotonin receptor activity
Source: RefSeq, a predicted model, not a curated record
AUGUUGAUACACAAAAUAAGGGCACUCUCCAGUGUCCUACAAAACAGCCUCAUGGCUUUACAUUUAAGCCGCAACCUGACUGACUCUGGCAUGGACGAAUACAUGAAUGGCACCGACACUGAGAAUGGCACCAAACCGGAACCCACCCCGACCCCAGGACCAAUCCGCAAGAACUGGCCAGCCCUCCUGAUCUUUAUCGUCAUCGUGAUUACUGUUGCCGGCAACAUACUGGUGAUCAUGGCCGUGACCCUGGAGAAGAAGUUGCAGACUGCAACUAACUUCUUCUUGAUGUCACUGGCUGUGGCCGACAUGUUAGUCGGGUUAUUAGUCAUGCCGGUGUCUGUUCUCACCAUCCUCUAUGAGUACACCUGGCCUCUUCCGAAACAACUCUGUCCGAUGUGGAUCUCCCUGGAUGUGCUCUUCUCGACUGCGUCCAUCAUGCACCUCUGCGCUAUCUCCCUGGAUCGCUACAUUGCUAUCCGGAAUCCGAUUGAGCAUAGCCGGUUCAACUCUCGCACCAAGGCCAUUAUAAAGAUUGCCAUCGUCUGGACUAUCUCGAUGGCUGUGUCUGUGCCCAUCCCAAUCAUCGGUCUGAGGGAUGAGAGCAAGGUCUUUGUGAAUGGAAGCUGCACUCUGAACGAACCCAACUUUGUGCUGAUUGGCUCCUUCGUGGCGUUUUUCAUUCCUCUUUUCAUUAUGGUUAUCACCUACUGCCUGACCAUUCAGGUCUUGCAGGGCCAGAGCCAGGUGUUUGGGGGUGAGAGGCGUAGGAAGCGUUCCAAGUUUGGCUGCCUGCGGAGGGAGAGGAGCGCCAACAACAUCUCCACGAUCCACAACCCCAAUGCCAUUCGUAUUAUUUCUCCGGGCCAUCGGGAGGGUUAUCGUAAGGGUACCAUGCAAGCCAUUGCUAAUGAGCGUAGGGCCUCCAAGGUGCUUGGCAUUGUUUUCUUUCUCUUCCUGCUCAUGUGGUGCCCAUUCUUUGUCACUAAUAUUAUGGCGGUUAUGUGCACUCAGUCCUGCCGCAAGUCAACUCUUGAUGAGCUCCUGAGUGUGUUUGUUUGGGUUGGUUAUGUGUGCUCUGGCAUCAACCCUCUAGUGUACACCCUGUUCAACAAGACCUACCGCCGGGCCUUCCUUAAGUACCUUAGCUUUGGAUGGCUGGGGCAAACCAAGAGCCCCCCCCGGCAGAUCCCUCUUAGUGCCGCUAACCUGUACCCCAGGGAAUACCCUGGGACCGACUUCGUCCCAACUGGAUUUACCCCCAGAGAGUAUUGCGUAACUCACGAGGAGGAGGAGGAUGAUGAUGUGCCCCAGAUUGUCCCCCUUGAGGAGAGGUCCAUUGAGGAGAGGUCCAUUGAGGAGAGGCCCAAUACUGAGUUGGUUGAGGUGGUGAUUGAGAUGGCGCCUUGCUCUCCCCAGCCGAUAGUCGAGGAUACCUGUACUAUGGUCGAUGAGAAAGUCACUACUGUUUAA